AUGGGAGAGCCUGGGGAGAUCCACUAUCCCAAGGCAGUUGACCCUUUCUUUCGUCGAACGAAUGAAAGUGUCUGCACACGUUGCGAUGUAUCCAGCUGCUUGCCAAUGGGGGACGCAAAAUGUGACUACUACAGAGAAGUGGAUGCAAUAUUACAAGAAGAAAACCAGAAUACGACGGAUGACAAUCCCGCUUUGAGAACAAAAGUUGACGAAUUGCUGUUUGAUCUCACUUCACAAGAAUCUGUCAGCACCAGUGAAUGUGUUCCGUACAUAUCGAGCUACUCUAACUGUAACAAAGUUAAAAGGGACUCUUAUAUCAGAAAAAAACGUUCAGCAUACAGUACUGUCAUGUCCGAUAUUAAUAUAAAUGAAGACAAGCUCACAUCAGAGGAAAUAACCUUUCUAAUUAAUGCAGUCAAUGAUUCGUCAGGCUCUAACGAUGACAAAAAUGACACACAUAUAUUGGAUAAGGUGACAGAAAGCACUGGAAAACAGGGUACUAGCACUACUGAGAAAAAUGAAUCACAAAACGACUUUGACUUGGAUUUCGACGAUUUAUUUUUUACAAAUAAUAGCAUUAGUAAUGGAAAAUACCCUAAACUGAAUUUACCAAUGUUAAAAAAUCAUACUGAGGAUAUACUAGAUCCAGAUUAUAUGGAUAUGCCGGAGGACAGGAAAAGUAAUGAUACAACGAAAACAGAUGAGGAAACUUUCAGAAAAGAAGCAGAUAUUUUAGUAGAAACAUCUGAAAAUUCAAAAAAUGCUAAAACGAAAUUGUUUUUUUAUACAAAUCUGAACAAAAAAGAAGUUAAUUUAGAAAUAAACACAAAAGAAAGCGUUCCUGGCAUCGGUGAUGCAAAUGAUAUAGACGAAACUAGAUCUGUGCGUGUAUUAAAAAGAGAAAUUGUGAAAGAACCUAUAACUAUACAAAUGGAUGCAUUAGUGAAUAACUCCAAAAAUGGAAAAUUACUCCUAGACUUCAAAGAGAAUGUAUUCGAUCCAUUGACAUUCAUUAUUAAGAGUAAACAACAUGAAAUUAGAGAACUGAAGCACAUGAGAAACAAUUUAGUGAACUACUUUACGUUUUCGAAGAAGGAUACAUUUUCAAAUUUAAACCAUAGCAUAUUGGAAAAUGAAACGAAAUCUUAUCUUACUCUGUACAAAUUAAAACUUUUACCAUAUUUGCAAAAUGACAUAGUUGAGAUUAAGAACAGUUCUAUCAUUUUAGACCAUUAUGUAUCUAAACUUAAAAAUGAUAUUUAUGAAGUAAUUAAAGAUAUAGUGGGAAUACAACAAAACGUUAAUUAUAAAGAACUACCUGAAGACUUAAAUGUUUUAAUAAAAGCAAUGAAAUAUUAUGUCCACUAUCAAGGAAAAUUACAUAUUGGAGAGAAGAUAAAGAAAAUUAAAGAAAGAAAUGAAAUUAACUACGGAAAAUCAUUUUCAAUUAAUACUAAUAAAAAUAAUCUAAAAACACCAACCAGUAGAGUACAGCAAAUACUUUAUAAUAUAGAUAAAGACAUGCCUGAGUCUAACGCAUUAAAUACACUGGCUUAUUAUGCGAAAAAAAUUAUAAGGCGUAUUAUCAAGAAAAACUAUCAAGGCAAAUUUAUUUAUACCGGUCGUAGGGAUUUCGUCUCUCAAAACAAUAUAACAAACAAUUUAGAAAAUAUUGGCAUUAAAUGGUAUAAUUUAACAAGAGCUGUUGCUUCUAGCCCCAUGUCUGAUCGCUUGUACAAUUUAAAAUUAUUGCACCUCGAAUUGUUAAAAGAUAUUCACAAACUAGAUGAUACUUUAGCUAUAGUAGACUUGGCUCAAAGCAGACGGAUAAUUAUUGACAAACUUAUGAGUGAAAAAUUAACAUCUAGGAUCAAAGAAGACAUAGAAAUUAUUACCAAUAAAGUUCAACAAAUCAUAAAAUCACAAAACAAGAAAAUACAUCGACAUUCAAAAACAAUUAACAAUGCUAAAACUGAGACAAAAAACAAAAUGGGUUCUUUCUUGCAGCAAGUGAAAAAUAUAUUCAAAAAAUCUAAAAUAGAUAUAAAAAAUAUUUUCAAAAAGAAAAAAAUUUCAAAACUACACGUUGAUAAUCCAACGCCAAAGGACCUGUCACAAUAUAACAAGAAAGAGAUAAAUUGGCAAAAUAAUGUAAACACAAAUUCUAUUAGAAAGAAGAGAUCAACACUUGAAGUUAAUAAUGUACUAAAACGGAUAAAAAAUAUAUUACCAAAUUAUUUAAGGAAAAAGUUUAGGAACGUAAAAAAUUCUAGAAAAAGUGUUAAAUCAAGUAUUAAAUCCAGGGAUUUGAACAGAUAA
This is a messenger RNA of Parnassius apollo (apollo), 2319 nucleotides long. The record is from the annotation of a GenBank genome assembly. NCBI's taxonomy places the organism in Eukaryota, Metazoa, Arthropoda, Insecta, Lepidoptera, Papilionidae.